Rubroshorea leprosula is the source of this 1277-nucleotide messenger RNA. The record is from the annotation of a GenBank genome assembly. NCBI's taxonomy places the organism in Eukaryota, Viridiplantae, Streptophyta, Magnoliopsida, Malvales, Dipterocarpaceae.
GCUUCCUCCGCCUCACUAGCUCCGCCACAUAUCUCGCCGCCGGCCACCAUCCACAAAGAAUCCAAUUGAUCGGCGCCCUUUACACUUGCUGGCAUCAAUCGGAAACCCACCUCCAUCUUUCGCAGUUUUUCAACGGGAGGAUUUCUCUUUUUUUACAAUUGCAAUUCAGUGAUACAAUGUCAUGGUCAAGGCUUUCCUGUAGAAUCAUUCUCCAUCGUUCCAAGAAUCUUGGGCAUUUCUCUCAUGAACCCAGGUUUGUUCUUCCUAAUGUUUUAUGUCAGAGGUAUUGCUUGAUCAGAGCCUCUACUGAGUCCACGCAAUAUUCUCACCAUGAUGCUUGGGGUCUAAUGCCAAGACGUGGAUUGAGCAUAGGAUCAUGUAAUAAAUCUUUCUGCUUCCGUCCUUAUGAUCCUCAGUGUAUUAGAAGAUCUCCUUCUUUGCUUAGCAUUCAGCGGCAUUAUGCUUCUCAAGCUUUGAACGAGAAGAAAUCUAGAAAGAUGCUUGUAUACCUUACAGCACUGGUUUUUGCAAUGGUGGGACUUACUUAUGCUGCUGUACCUUUGUACCGGAGAUUCUGCCAAGCUACGGGGUAUGGGGGUACCAUACAGCGUCGUGAGACCGUUGAAGAAAAGAUUGCUAGGCAUGCCAAAGAUGGAACAGUCUCAACCAGGGAGAUAGUUGUCCAGUUUAAUGCUGAUGUCUCUGAUGGAAUGCAAUGGAAAUUUGUUCCCACUCAAAGAGAGGUAAGAGUCAAACCAGGAGAGAGCGCCCUUGCAUUUUAUACUGCUGAAAAUAAGAGCUCAAAAGCAAUAACUGGCAUGUCUACAUAUAAUGUCACCCCAAUGAAGGCUGCUAUAUACUUCAACAAAAUCCAGUGUUUUUGCUUUGAGGAGCAGCGUCUUCUUCCUGGAGAGCAGGUUGACAUGCCUGUUUUCUUCUACAUUGACCCUGAGUUUGAAACAGAUCCUAAAAUGGACGGUAUCAACAACCUGAUCUUGUCCUAUACAUUUUUCAAGAUUUCCGAGGAAUGAAGGAAGAAUUCAGUUAUCAAAUUCAGAGAAUGAUGGAUGUGAGAAUAAAAACAGCCAAUUCAAGGAACCAAACAUGAUUUUGUGUAGAAUGACUAGAAAGGAAGAAAUGUUCCUUUAUAUGAACUUUAGAGUUUAGACUAUAAUUCAAAUGCUAUGUUAUUUUCAUUUUUAUUCCAAGUUAAUUGGACAGGUGAAUGUACAAUGGUAUAACGGUUUGUUUAAUAUCAAUAAAAAAAAAAAAAAUUG